Molecule: messenger RNA, 3238 nt
Organism: Xenia sp. Carnegie-2017
Lineage: Eukaryota; Metazoa; Cnidaria; Anthozoa; Malacalcyonacea; Xeniidae
Exons: 17
Coding region: 1222-2703 (493 amino acids)
Biological process (GO): signal transduction
Molecular function (GO): protein binding
Source: RefSeq, a predicted model, not a curated record
AUUAAUUUUUGUUUGGCUAAGUCAAGACUCUUGAUAUUCGUCCAUUUGUGGCCGGCUAUUUUGUCUAUCGAAGGCAGCGAAAAAAGUUCUACUACAUCUGAAACCAGUCACGAUUCUGGGAUUUUGAAAACUUUUGCAUUACAUGGACAUUCAACUUCGCCAAAGAAACCAGGCAACAGACUUUCUAUUACUUCUAAAGCCAGUUGCGAUUCUGGAAUUUGGGGCGUCGACAGUCCUCGGAGUUCAAUAACGAAAACUUUUGCAUUACAUGGACAUUCCACCUCGCCAAAGAAACCAGGCAACAGACUUUCUAUUACUUCUAAAGCCAGUUGCGAUUCUGGAAUUUGGGAACAAUAUGCACCACAAGAAAAGUCCAAUGUAUCACAGAAACCAGAUAAUGUACCAAGUGAACUAAUUGAUGAGAGAAAAUCCUAUCAGGAAUGUGUAGAUAUUCAGGUGGUUGAGCAGACAUCAACAAAGUACAAUCUAGGGACAACUGUUUCAGAAUUACCAGAAAAUGUUCGAGAAAAGUUGGAAGAACGUUUAAAUAAAGGAAGUGAGAUAUUAGAGAAUGACUGGAGAAGCCUAUGCAAAGUAUUGAACUUACCACUGGGUAAAGUAAAAAGCAUUGCUGAAAAAUCCUUUGAAAACGGGACAAAAUAUGUGUUGAAAACCUGGAUUGACAGAGAUGGAAAACAGGCCAAUGUAAAAGCGCUGAUCCUGGCAUUAAUUGAGUGUAAACAGGGAGGCUUAGCUUAUGAAAUAGAAAGGGAUUUGGAUGUUAAGCUCCCUGAUCAAGUCGAGAAAGACAUUGUGGAUGAAGUUAGUGAUAGGAGUUUGGACGAAAAGAAAGGUCCUAACUACCAAGUGAUCUGUGAUGAUAGUUCUAUUAAUGAAAGCUCCAAUCACGAGAGCUCCAAUGAAGGAGGUUCCAUUCACAACCGCUUCAAUGGGAACAGUUCUAAUUUUGGAAGUUCUAGGGAUGAUGAUCGUUUAUUUAAAAAUAUAUUUCUUGAUGACGAAUAUAACAUUCGAAAAGAUAUCCACGAUAAGCUGAGAAGUUUACGCUGGAUUUGCGGAGAGUAUGGAUUAGCUCGUGCAAAUGCGAAGAUACCACAUUUUCACUUGUAUGUCUCAGUUGAUUAUGACGAAGAAAGUUUGGAGAAGGCUGAAGAUGUUCUGAAAACGGAAAUUGAUAAGAAAUUCGGAUCAAAUGCUUGGAUGCAUUUUGAAUUUCGUUUAAAACGACCGACAACACCAAAGCUUCAACUGCUGUCAGAUAUUGUCGUAAGAAGAAAGGAUGCAAGAGGAACAUUGACGAUGUUCUGUUGCCAAAAUGGUAAACGUUACGCCCUGACAUGUUGUCAUGUUUGUUAUUUCAAGAAAGAUGAAGAAAAUAGUGACCACGAAUUUUUUGAAAUACUCAGCAAAAAUCAAAAUAACCCAAAUCAUGUUAAAUUACAUUUGAAUUCAAACAAGUAUUUCUACAAUCCUUCAGAAAAUCAGGAAAUACGAUUAGGAAAUUUCAGUAACUAUAUUUUACAAAGCAAUGCAGACAUUAUUGCAAUAGAGGUCAAUGAAAAUGCUCCAGUAAACUGCAGAAAAAAUGGAAGAAAAGAACGUUCUUUGAAGGAGGUAUGCACUGAUCUAAAUAAACAAUUCAUAAAAGCAGGUCCAGUUAAAGUUAAAAAAUACGGAAAGGAGCAGAGAGAGGGGGAAAUUGUCGAAAUUGCCUUUUCUUAUUAUGCUCGUCAGGAGGGAUUUGAAAUUACUGAUGGUGUUUUGGUGAAAUGUCCUGAAACGUUCCUUGAAAACGGCGAGUCUGGUGUGCUUGUAUAUUUUGUUGAUGAAAAUGGCAAAGAACAAGCUUUUGGAUAUGGUGUUGCAGAAUGGUGCCGUGACCUUAAACAAAAACCUGAAAGCCCCACGUAUAAAUUCUAUUUAUGCUUCAAGCUAGAUAUAGCUUUAAAAGAGUUAUUUGGAAAAGAAAAUUGCGAGACCUGUGAUUGUUUUGAUCAAAAUGGGAAUUACAUUGAUGAUAUUAAAGAAUUCACAUCUUCGAAUGCAAGCCUAUCAUAUACUACAUCAAUCAAUUCGGAGCCAUCAGAACCCAAGUCUUUAAAAGCUAGCUCAUCGGCCACUACUUCUAUCAAAUCGCAGCCAUCCGCUCUAAAAUUAGUCAGGGACCUACCGGAACAUUUAAAAGACGCGUUAAUAGAGAGAUUAAACCGAUUUCAUGUUGACGUUCUCUCAGAAAUUGCUACAAACAUGUUGGAGGUGCAAUAUUACGUGCAUAACAGUGCUGACUUAAUGGCUAAAUUGAAGGAAAAGAAAAUCAGGUUUCUGUUUCGGGAGUUUCGAAGGAAAGAUCAAUUUAAGGAUGUUGUCCUUUGGAUGAGAAAAAAAUUUCCUGUCGGCAGCACGGGUCCUUUAAAUUGUGAUGACGAAGAAAAAACUGAGAAAAUGAACUUUGGCAUUCGAAGGGAGGUCUCGAUACGUUUGAAUUUGGAAAACUAUUGGGAAACGUUUGCAAGGCACCGCGUUAUGGACGUGACAAUAAUUGACUUCCGCAAAUUUACGAAGUCUGAAAAUCCUGCUGAGGAAGUGAUAUCUCGAUGGGAAUCCAAGAAUAAAUCAACUGUUGGAUUGCUGUAUGAUAUACUGGUUGAUUGCGAAUUGUACAAUAUCGCUGAUCUUUUAUAAUGCAAAAACAAUGUUUACUAUAGUGCCUGGAAAAUAAUUGUAAACUUUAGUGUCACGUAUGUGUAUCUGCCAGAGGCGAAUGCGUAUCCAUUCUGAUUAUUUAGUUUUGCUUUGAAAAAUUUUCAUCGCUUACUCACUGCAACAUGAUGAUAAUGUUCUGAAAUUCAGGUAGCAGUACUAAAACUUGAGACAUAGCAACACGUCGAGACAGUAUUAUUCAUUUCUUCAUUAUUGGCAUGGCACCCUUAAAUUUUGUAAAUAUGUUAACACAUGUUUUUGGACUUUUGAUGAGCAAGUUAAGUCUUGGCCGCCAUGUUGAAUAAUUUUAACAAAGGAUUUUCUUUAUUUACAAUGCAAAAAUGUCAUCCAACAUGGCACAAAUUGCAUUAUUCUCUCACUCUCAUAGGAAUGCUCGCACACCUCCAAUUGUUAAAAUAUCCUAUAUGUUUUUUUUCAUUAUUAUUGAUUUGCACAAUGUCCUUUUUUGUGAUAUUCUUCAUUUCAAAGCAAAAUAAAAGGGCUUGUACAAAUUUAA